Messenger RNA from Xenopus tropicalis (tropical clawed frog), 1676 nucleotides. RefSeq names its product histone H3.v1. NCBI's taxonomy places the organism in Eukaryota, Metazoa, Chordata, Amphibia, Anura, Pipidae. Gene Ontology annotation, biological process: nucleosome assembly. Gene Ontology annotation, molecular function: structural constituent of chromatin; DNA binding; protein heterodimerization activity. The record is from RefSeq and is a predicted model, not a curated record. The transcript has 6 exons. Gene Ontology annotation, cellular component: nucleosome; nucleus; chromosome.
CUGAGAAGAGUCGAAUUUGAGAUGGCCCGUACCAAGCAGACCGCCCGUAAAUCCACCGGAGGGAAAGCUCCCCGCAAGCAGUUGGCUACCAAGGCAGCCAGGAAAAGCGCCCCAGCCACCGGCGGCGUCAAGAAGCCUCACAGAUACCGGCCCGGCACAGUCGCUCUCCGGGAGAUCCGCCGCUACCAGAAAUCCACCGAGCUGCUCAUCCGCAAGCUGCCUUUCCAGCGCCUGGUCCGGGAGAUCGCUCAGGACUUCAAGACCGACCUGCGCUUCCAGAGCUCAGCCGUCAUGGCUCUGCAGGAGGCCAGCGAGGCUUAUCUGGUCGGUCUCUUUGAGGACACCAACCUGUGCGCCAUCCACGCCAAGAGGGUCACCAUCAUGCCCAAGGACAUCCAGCUGGCCCGCAGGAUCCGAGGCGAGAGGGCUUAGAUCCAACCCGCAGAACCUUCCUCCCCAACAGCACAAAGCUCAGCUUUCAGACUAUCGGUCGACUCGCGCAGGAGAGAUUUGAUGUCCUCUUUCGUUGGUAGAGCUCUUAGGAUCGGGUCAGCUUUAGUGUCUAUAAGUUUGUGGAGCUCGUCUACUCUGCUGCCAUUCAGCUACAUGGAACUGGGUCGGACUGGGCUGCCUGACCCGAUCCCCACAGGGCGCUCCACCGACCCUCCGGCCUCCCUCGGACGCUCUGCUGAACCCGCCGCUGCCAAGAAGAAGCAGCCCAAGAAGGGAGGCGCUAAAGCCAAGAAACCCGCCGGGCCCAGCGCGGCCGAACUGAUCGUGAAAGCCGUGUCCGCCUCUAAGGAGCGCAGCGGGGUGUCCCUGGCCGCUCUCAAGAAGGCUCUGGCUGCCGGAGGCUACGAUGUGGAGAGGAACAACAGCCGCCUCAAGCUGGCUCUCAAGGCCUUGGUCACUAAGGGGACUCUCACCCAAGUCAAGGGGAGCGGAGCCUCCGGAUCCUUCAAGCUGAACAAGAAGCCGCUGGAGAGUAAGGAGAAGGCGGCCAAGAAGAAGCCAGCGGCGCCCAAAGCCAAGAAACCAGCGGCGGCAAAGAAGGCGCCCAAGUCCCCUAAAAAGCCCAAGAAGGUCUCGGCAGCAGCAAAGAGCCCCAAGAAGGUGAAGAAACCGGCAAAGGCCGCCAAAAGCCCCAAGAAGCCCAAAGCGGCCAAACCCAAGAAGGUGGCCAAGAGCCCGGCUAAAAAGGAAGAGAUGGCCCGUACCAAGCAGACCGCCCGUAAAUCCACCGGAGGGAAAGCUCCCCGCAAGCAGUUGGCUACCAAGGCAGCCAGGAAAAGCGCCCCAGCCACCGGCGGCGUCAAGAAGCCUCACAGAUACCGGCCCGGCACAGUCGCUCUCCGGGAGAUCCGCCGCUACCAGAAAUCCACCGAGCUGCUCAUCCGCAAGCUGCCUUUCCAGCGCCUGGUCCGGGAGAUCGCUCAGGACUUCAAGACCGACCUGCGCUUCCAGAGCUCAGCCGUCAUGGCUCUGCAGGAGGCCAGCGAGGCUUAUCUGGUCGGUCUCUUUGAGGACACCAACCUGUGCGCCAUCCACGCCAAGAGGGUCACCAUCAUGCCCAAGGACAUCCAGCUGGCCCGCAGGAUCCGAGGCGAGAGGGCUUAGAUCCAACCCGCAGAACCUUCCUCCCCAACAGCACAAAGGCUCUUUUCAGAGCCACCAAA